Molecule: messenger RNA, 7006 nt
Organism: Vespa mandarinia (Asian giant hornet)
Lineage: Eukaryota; Metazoa; Arthropoda; Insecta; Hymenoptera; Vespidae
Gene: ACXD
Product: Adenylyl cyclase X D
Biological process (GO): intracellular signal transduction; adenylate cyclase-activating G protein-coupled receptor signaling pathway; cyclic nucleotide biosynthetic process
Cellular component (GO): plasma membrane
Molecular function (GO): adenylate cyclase activity
Source: RefSeq, a predicted model, not a curated record
CCAAGUCAUACCGAGAUCAUUCGCCUUUGACGUUAACGAAAAAGCUCAUAAAUAAGUGUUCGAUAUCGUGUGUUAUUUGCGUACUUGUUAAAUAAAUUUCAUCACAAUUACGUCCAUUAAUCAUAUGAGUUUGCAGUGAAAGUAAAUAAAUGGAAAAAACAUAUAUAUGUUCGAUCUUUAGAUCGAGAAUGAAAAGUAUUGAAGGACGAUCUGUAUGUUAAAAAGGAUUCCUACCUUACCGACAAGAAUAAUCGAUCGUGUUGUAUGAUGAUCGAGAAAAAAAUUUUCAAAGCAUCGUUCUAAGAAAUAAUAUAGGACGUUCAUCGUUUCUAGAGAAAGAGAGAGAGAGGACAAAAUAAAACGAAGAAAGAAAUAAUGAAAAACUUCAUCAUAUCGUAUCAAUUGAAUCGAUAUCGGAGUUGUUCGUUGAUGAGAUUAGUCAUCGCGGCGAGCAGCGCGUCCUUGAAAAUUCCGGCAUGACUCGAAUGAAAAAGACGUCGCGUCGUAGGUGUAUGUCGAGGACGAUGGGAAAUAUAACGAGGAGAGGAAGGACAAGAAGCAACGUACGUUAGUCGAUUUUUUUUUAAAUUGAAGAGACCAAAUUUUCCUUUCUUUUACGUUACUCAAAUAAUAUUGCAAACAUUUAUAUAAUAUAUUUCGACGAAAAUUACGUUCUGUUUACAAAAACAAAAAAAAAAAAAGAAAAGAAAAGAAAAUUAUAAGAGAAAUUUAAUACCAUAAUUUGCGAUUAAUCUUUUUACGAAGGAAAAAAUAUACAGGAAGGAAGAAUUUCUAGGCUGUCGUCAUCAUGAUUAUUUAUUAUUAUUAUUUUAAUUAUCGUUAUAAUAGAAUACAAACGAUGUGAUAACUACGAUAUGGUCUAUAAUCGUAUCAUGUAGUUUCUAAAUGUUUGGAAGAUCGUUAAAAAAAAAAAAAAAGAAACGAAAAGAAAUAAGUUCUAAAAAAUAAUGUCAUUAAUGUUUUGUAAAGCGAUAUAUAGGCGUUUUCGAUUUUAAAAUCUAAUUUAUUACCAUCGGAAGAGUCUUGACAAAAGUACAUAUUACGUCCAUUAAAUGUCAAAGUCGUCAUAAAUCUUGUACGCAUUGAAUUAUACGAAGAAAAAAAAAGGAAACAUGGAAUAUAUUAUGCAAAUCUAAAACGUUUUGGGUUUACAUUUUAAACGCAAACAUUUUUUCUAAUUGAGAAUUAAUAAAGAAACGAAUUAAUAAAGAAAUAAUUUCUUUUCGAUCCGAACAGAAUGAAUUAUUUAAUAAAUAUGAAAAUAGAAAACGAUUGGAUACGAGUAAGAAAAAAAGAAUAAUAAAAGGAAAUUCUAGUGUGACGAUAUAAUUGAUGAUUGAAAUGAUAGAGAAAAAGAGAAGGUGCGUUCACUUCUAAUUUCUAAAAGAAUCGACGGACUACGUACAUACAAUUAUCAGACCCCGUUAGCCGGGGGCGUUCCUUCGGUUCACACCUGUCGGACUAGUAGAGGCCACCGCUCUAACAAGAUAUCGAGCUAGCACAUAUUCCAAUGGAAAGUUUCGUUUCGAUGAGAACGCUUAGUCGACCGUUCGGGAUAGUCCGGAACGCCACGCGACGGUGUUCGAUUGCGUUUCGGCGGCAUCGUUCGUCGAUCAUCGUCAUUCCGUCAAAUAGAAAGUCCACUUUUGGCAUGUAAAAGGGGACCGGAAAGGUACCGGAUAGAAUUAUUCGUAUUCUAUCGUCCGCAUACGAAGGAGGAACGCGAACAGGAUGUAAUAAGGAUGUCCGCAUUGAUCGAAAGCUUAGUAAAGUAAUCGUGUCAUUUUUCGAAUGUUUUAAUCACACGUCUAUUAUAUAUACCUUUACCACAUAUUAUAUAUAUAUAUAUAUAUAUAUAUAUAUAUAUAUAUAUAGAUAUAUAUGCGUAUAUGUAUAUAGAUAGGCGUAAACCGUAUUUGGAAGAAAGAAUCAAUUUGAUUUUCGAUUCUGUUUGCUUCGACGAUUAAUUAUUUUUCUUCGAAGACACGUACUUUAUACGUAUAAAACUCAUAUAGGUGCUUAGUUAAAAUACGAAAUGAACUUUAUGUACGUCUGAUGAAAUAUGCGGUGAAGAUACAGAAUACGAAAUGAAAUGAAACAGUCAUGUCGGAAGGAGACACGCACAUAAUGCGAAUUGCAGAAGCGAGAAUGCUCGGGGAGAAAGUGUGACUUUCGUCGAGAUAGAAGGACACCGAUAAGACUCGUUCGAAAGUGAUCAAAGGAAGAAAAAGGAAAAGGAAGAUAUUGAGAAAAAAAAAUAUAUAUAUAUAUAUAUAUGUAUAUAUUUUCCGCCUUGAUUCAUAUUUGAGGCGAGGAAUGUGAGAAAGUACGAAACGUCGUCUUCCGUGAAAAAUACAAGUUUUUUUUUAGUGACUUUCAAAGUAUUCGCUGUGAAUGAAUACGUUGAGACCGUGCGGAGAACUACUAUAAAUCGUCCUCCGAAAGGAAAUAUUAACAGAGUGCAUUUUGAUGAUAUUCGCGAGAAAAAAAAAAAAAUAAAUAAAUAAGUAAAAACUAUUGUUUUUUGAACUGUUCGCAUUCAAAUAGAUAAAGAAAUGGUUUAGUGUGCGUAUUACACGCUAUCAAGAUCUGAUAUGUAAAUUUCGCAUAGUAUAUAUCUGUUUGUUAAAUAAGUUAUAAAUGUUAAUGAAUUGGACUGAUAAAGAAAAAUAAAUGUAGUAAAGCAUAAUUUGAAAUGAGACAAGAAAGAAAGGAAAAUAAUAAAAAAGGAAAAAACAACAGUUAUAAGACACAUAGAACGUAAAAGGAUCGAUCGAAGAGAAGAGAUAAGAAAACGAAAAAAAUGGAAAUUAAUUAAUUUGCGGAGGUUGUAAAGGUGUUUUACCAAAGAGUUUUAUCGUAACAAUACAUUCGCUCUAACGCGUAGAGGAGCUUGAAAGCCCCGGUAAAAGGGCGCAACUCCUCGAGUGGCCCAUUUCCCGUUAUCGUGAUAAACUCUUUGACAAUCGGUUCGGUGCUCGACAAAAACUGGGGUGAAUCAGUUGCUUCGCGGUACUCAAACGCGAUGAAUGGAGCAAUCGCGAUGCCGUCGCCGUUGUCAUCGGCGUCGUCGUCGUCGUCGUCGUCGUCGUCAUUGUCAUUAUCAUCGUCAUCCUCGUCGUCGUCGUCGUCGUCGUCGUCCUCUUCCUUCUCCUCCUCAUCGUCACCCUCCUCCUUUUUCUCCUCCACCACUUUCUCCUUAUUCUUCUCCUUCUCUUCUUUCUUCUCCUCCUCUACCUCUUCCACCUCCUUCUCCUCCUCCACCGCCACUACCACCAUCUCACUAUUAUCGUCGUCUUCCGGCUGAUCGCAAGAGCGCCUAUACGAGGAAUAAUAAAAUGGACGUGGAGCUGGUCACGCGAGCAUCCUUGACCUCCCUUCAAAAUGUAGACGAUGGCCGUGUCGUCUCGCCCAACAGCCUCGACGAAUGGACUUGGUCCAGUUUAAGAAAACAAUUCAAAUACAAAAACUUGGAAAAACUCUAUACCAGCUAUCAAAGGAGACUUCAAUAUGGUUACCUCUCGCUCUUCGUACUGGUCGAAAUAAUUUUGGGAUUUGUCUAUUGUUUUGUGUUAAUCAUGAUGGUAAACAUCGAAGAAUGCUUUCCAGACGUGAUAGUCCACAGUAUAAUAGGCGCCUUACUUUGUCCCACGAUAGCGCUCUCAUUCAGAUCAAAAAUCAUCGCGAAGAAUACGUAUUUGCCAGUUUUGCUCUCGUGUUUGGUAGUCACGCUCUUGGUGAUCGGUGAUCUUAUGGUACCACUCUAUUACACUCUUGCAUACACCGAAGAUAUAGCACCGAUACGUCCUACAUAUGCAACGCACACGCUACUAGCAUGUUACGUCUUUCUACCACUAACGGAAAAUCUGCACGCUUUCGUGCUCGGCAUUACAGCGACGAUGUGCUACUUGGCUACUCUGUUCCUCAUCACUUAUAGGAAUACACCUGAUUACAUUAGCAAAAUAACCACCGACGCCAUAUAUUACGUUUGCGUUAAUGGCCUGGGUCUUUACUUUAGAUUCAUGAAUGAGGUCGUCAUACGACGAUCUUUCCUUGAUCGUCGAAAAUGCGUCGAGACGACGUUGAAGCUAAAUUAUGAAAAGGAUCAAGAGGAACAACUUACACGGAGUAUUCUUCCCCAGCACAUAGCUGCAAGAAUAAAGAAGGACUUCCGGGAUAUUUUUAAAUUUAUGGAAGAGCACAAAAAGGCACCACCAAAAGGAAGACCACGAAAUGAUCUCUGCGUCGAAACGCACAAUAACGUUUCCAUUUUGUACGCCGACGUGGUCAAUUUUUCUGGCUUAACUCUCUCGUUACCCGUGCGAAAACUAGUCGAAACUCUAAACGACUUGUUUGGUAGUUUCGACGAAGCAUCUGAGAGGCAUAACGUAUUACGGAUAAAGUUUUUGGGCGAUUGCUAUUAUUGUGUCAGCGGUGUGCCCACGCCGAACUCGCAACACGCCAAAAACUGCGUCGAUUUAGGCCUCGAUAUGAUAAGGAUUAUCAAAGAAGUAAGAACCAGGGUUCGUCGAGAGAGCGGUGUAGAUGUUAACAUGAGAAUCGGUGUUCACUCGGGGAAUAUAAUAUCCGGAAUUUUAGGCGCGAACAAGUGGCAAUAUGAUGUAUGGUCGCGAGACGUUGUGAUAGCGAAUAAGAUGGAACAAACUGGUAAACCUGGAAAGGUUCAUGUUACUCAACAGACAUUGGAUCUCAUUAAUGCCACCGAAUACGACUGCGUACCAGUUGAAGUAUUGAACGAUGAAGUUCUUAAUAAAUAUGGCAUUCGCAGUUACUUAAUUACACCCGUUCCGCCAGAUACAUUGUUAAUGCAGAACAGCGAGAACACCUUGACGGUAAUUACACCGGAUACUUCGGCACCAGGCUAUAAGCAUUACGUCAAGUUCUUGACUAGUGCACGACCAAGUGUAUCGUCAAGUGCACGGAGACGAUUGACCUCACCGACUAGCGAUCACGCAGAUGUAUUUGCCGGUAGUUACAGACGCAGAACUCACUUCAUGGAUUCCUGUUUGAGGGAUUAUCAUCUUAUGCUUAAAGCUGCAGACGCGGAAAUGGAAAAUGCAAUUAAGCAGAUGCCGCUUAGCAAAUGGCACAAACGUGUUUCCAGGCAAUGGACCAGAUGGGAACAUAUCAAUCCUAUUUUCCUCACGUACAAACAAUGGAAUUGGGAGAUACCGUUUCUGCGCGAGCCAGAUCCCCUUUUUAAAUUUUUUGUCGCAUGCGCUGUAUUUGUACUUUUCUUCAUGGGCCUUAUAUCACUUGUAACAGCGAUCACGCUAUCAGAGUGGCAUACCGGGACGGCCAUCGGUUAUACGAUAAGCAUGUUGUUUCUACUAACGCUAAUGCCUCUUACCUGGAUGCACUUCGCAUGGAAUCGUUAUAAAGAUCCACACGAUGAGGGAAACGUACCAAAUCCUCGUAACAAAUUGAUAUACUUCCUGUAUCAAACGAGCGUCAAGAUUGUUUGGAGCGCAUUGCUCAGGAUAAUUCUCUAUCUUGUAAUGACCAUAAUGUUAGCGACGUGUGCUAUGUUCGAUAUGAUUUUCGAAUGUCAGAACGUGGACAAAUUGGCGAGCGAUAACGUAACGUCUAGUAUAGCACAAGUGGGGGCAGCAAAACUUGAAUGUAUUUCUACACCCUGGGUAAGAUUGUUUACAAAUGACAGAAACCUGCUCUUUGGCGAUUCUUACGAGUUUCCUCUUCCUAAGAGUGCAUUACUUUCUAAAGUUACUGAUAGGUAUUGUAAUGGUAAUAUUUUAUACAUGGAACGUUUGGAUAUAUCGCAGCAAUAUAUUCCAGGCGAAACAUGGAAUCCAUAUUUGGAACCAAGAGUGGCACACAUUUUAAGCGUUGUUUUUCUCACAUUCUCGCUUCAUCUUAUUGAUCGUCAGGCAGAAUACUUGAGCAGAUUAGACUAUCAAUGGAAACGACAAUUGACACUGGAACAGGACGAAGCUUUUCACACGAGAAAUGCUAAUAAAUUAUUACUCCGUAAUAUUUUACCAGAACACGUUGCGGAAUUCUACUUAAAUAUGGAUAGAACGGAAGGAAAUGAACCGUAUCAUCGUGCACAUCAUAAUGUCGCCGUAAUGUUUGCGUCCUUAACAGAUCUAUCGAUUGACGAAAGCAAUAUCCUUAUAGACCUGAACGAUAUCAUAUGCAAAUUCGAUAAGUUGUUAUUCGAGCCGUACUACGUUUGUCGUAUUGAAAAAAUAAAAAUAGCAGGAACAACAUACAUGGCAGCUUGCGGCCUUGAAUCUAACCGUCGCGAUUCUAUGCAUAGCUUAGAAAGUGACGAAAGUUCUAGUGAUAACGUGGUCAAAGUUAUGGCCGAAUUUGCAGCACAGAUGAUGGUAGUCCUAGAUAGAAUAAAUUCCGAAUCUGUUUCGUCCAAACCAUACAGAUUGAGAAUUGGCAUAUCGCAUGGUGAGGUUUCAGCUGGUGUUGUUGGAGCACAUAAACCUCUUUAUGAUAUUUGGGGAGACGCCGUUAAUAUGGCAUCAAGAAUGGAUACUACAGGAUUGCCAGGCAAAAUACAGGUAACAGCUGAAACUGCUAAUGUGUUGGAACAACAAGGUGUUAAAUGUCACUUACGUGGUGAAACGUGGGUUAAACCAAAAGGAUAUGUCACGACAUAUUUUGUAGGUAUUGACGAAAGGAAACAACUUCAGAGAACAGAUUCCAUAGAAGAAACUAGUCUCUAACCUAUAAUUUAAAUGAAAUUAUUUGAUAGAAUUGAUUUUAAAAGUGAUUUAAAUAUUCACUUCAAAUAAUUUGAAGAAUGAAAUUACUUGAAGAAUGAAAUAUCAAAACGCACAAAAGAAUCAUAACGUACAGUGGGACAAACACCAAAGACAGCUCAGGAAGAAUGAAAGAUAGCAUAAAUAAUUAAGGAAUAGAGAAGUUGCUAUAGUAUUAUGUCCAAUCUAUGAAUACAACAAAUAUGAUUGUUCAGUUUAUCUCAUUC